AUGGAGAACACCGCCCAGCAAAACAAGGAGGAGAAGGAGUUCAAGUGUCCUAUCGAACAAGGCAACGGUAACUUCGCCGACCCGGUCACAUGCCGUCGAUUUUAUCAGUGCGUUGAUGGAUUUCCGUACCUAAAUCGCUGUCCAUCCGGUCUGUACUUCGAUGACAUACAGAAGUACUGCACUUUCAAGGCGGAGGCAAAAUGUGGUCCACUAGCGUCAACACCGACAGCGACAACCGAAUCGCCGAUCGAUCUGGCAAAGAAGUGCAACCCGGCCGAGUGUGAACUGCCGUACUGCUAUUGCAACAAGGAUGGUACCCUGAUCCCAAAAGGUCUCGACCCAGAAGAGACGCCCCAGAUCAUUCUGCUCACCUUCGACGGUGCCGUCAAUCUGAACAACUACGAACACUACCGGAAAGUGUUUAACGGUAAGCGGAAAAACCCGAACGGUUGUGACAUCAAGGGUACCUUCUUCAUCUCGCACGAGUACAGCAACUAUCAACAGAUCCAGACGCUCGCCAACGAUGGACACGAAAUCGCCGUCGAAACCAUCUCCCUCCAGAUGGGUCUCCAAGAUAAGGGCUACGAGGAGUGGGUCGGUGAGAUGAUCGGCAUGCGUUCGAUUCUGAAGCACUUCUCCAACGUGACGGCUAACGAAAUCAAUGGUAUGCGAGCACCAUUCCUGAAGCCGGGCCGUAACACACAGUACAAGGUGAUCGAGGACUUUGGCUUCAUCUACGAUAGCUCGAUCAGUGUACCGCCGAGCCCGAUACCGGUGUGGCCGUACACGCUUGAUUAUAAGAUACCGCACGAAUGUAAGAGCGGCACCUGUCCGACGAAAUCGUUCCCGGGUAUCUGGGAAGUGCCGCUUAAUGCGCACUUUGUCGAGAGUUACGAAGGAGGCCAUUGCCCCUACAUGGACCAAUGCGUGCUGCACAAUCACGAUGCGGAGGAGGUAUUUGCAUGGCUACAGGAAGACUUCGAACGAUACUACUACCAGAACAAGGCACCGUACAUGAUGCCGUUCCACACGAACUGGUUCCAGAUUAAGGAACUCGAGCGUGGCCUGCAUAAGUUCCUGGACUGGACGCAAACGAUGCCGGACGUAUGGUUCGUGACGAUCACGCAGGCACUCACCUGGAUAACGGACCCGAAGACGAACAAGCAGCUCGGCGGGUACGAACCGUGGAACUGCAAGAACAAAAACACCCAGACACCGAAACCGUGCAACAUCUCGAACAAGUGUGCGCUCGCGUUCAAGGAACCGACGUCAAACAUCAGCGAUACCCGCUACAUGGAGACCUGUUUCGAUUGCCCAGCCGUCUAUCCCUGGCUCGGUGAUUCGCACGGUUCCGGCAUCCCUGGUCGCGACAACUACAUCGAUCAGUCGGAGGGUGGCGGCGGUAGUGCCGGACGCGACCAAGCCGAUGACGAGGAGCAGAAAUAA
This is a messenger RNA of Anopheles marshallii, 1446 nucleotides long. RefSeq names its product chitin deacetylase 1 (gene Cda4). NCBI's taxonomy places the organism in Eukaryota, Metazoa, Arthropoda, Insecta, Diptera, Culicidae. The transcript is spliced from 7 exons. Bases 1 to 1446 code for a protein of 481 amino acids. Gene Ontology annotation, molecular function: chitin binding. Gene Ontology annotation, biological process: carbohydrate metabolic process. Gene Ontology annotation, cellular component: extracellular region. The record is from RefSeq and is a predicted model, not a curated record.